UGCUCAGGGCACCCUGUGCCAGGGCCUGCCCACCCUCACAGGGAAGGCUUUAUUUCCAAUAUCUGAUCUAAAUUUACUCCUUUUCACUUUUAAGCCUUGUCCUUGUCCAGCUCCUGAUAAGAACUGGGAAUGCCAUUUCCAUGACACUCACAACUUACGUUGGAAUUCUCAGAGCUCAGCACUAAGGACAUGAGAAUCACAAAAUUACAUGGGCUGGCUAUUCUAGUGACAGCAGGAAUCACUGGUGCAAUCUGGUACCACCACCCCUUCUCCCCCAGCAGGGACCAGGAGCAGGCAGCCUCCCCUGGAGGGGACUCAGGACUAAAAACAGACUUACAUGAAACCUCCCUGAUGCUUCCAUGGAGACAGGAUGUGCUGGUGUUGACACCAUGGCUGGCUCCAAUAGUUUGGGAAGGCACGUUCAGCAGAGACAUCCUGAAUGCUCAAUAUCUGCAGAAGAACCUGGUCACUGGAGUGGUCACUUUUGCUGUUGAAAAAUAUGUCCAGUUCAUAGAAGGGUUCAUGAGAUCUGCCAACAAGUACUUCCUUGCUGGGCACCAAGUGAAUUUCUACUUGUUCACAGACAAUCCUGAGAAGGUCUCCCACCUUCAGCUGGCCCCUGAGAACCAGCUGUUUGUCAUCCCUGUGCAGAAUGGCUCCAGGUGGCAGGAGCUCUCCCGGAGCCGCAUGCACAUCCUCAGCUCGUACAUCCAGGGGCAGUUCCAGCACGAGGUGGAUUAUCUGUACUCCAUGGACAUCGACGUGCAGCUCCUGGCACACAUCGGGGUGGAGAUCAUUGAUGCCCUGGUGGCAACCAUCAGCUCCUGGCAGGUCACCCAGCAGGAGAACAAAGCCCGUGAGACACGCCCUGAGUCCCAAGGUGCCACCCCUGAGGGACAGGGGGACUUCCAUUACACUGCCAGCUUCUACGGGGGCAGCGUGUCCGAGGUGUACAAACUGACCCGAGCCUGUUUUGGGGGGCUGAUGGAGGACACAGAAAAUGGAAUUGAGGCUCGGGGGCACCACGAGAGCCUCCUCAACGAGUACCUGGUGCAGCACAAACCCACGCGCCUGCUGUCCCCAGAGUACUACUGGGACACCGAGCUGAGCCCCAGCAUCAUCCACGUGAAGAGGAUGUGCCCUGUGCACAGGGACAGCUCCUGACACACAGCAUGUGAAGCCUUUCCUCUGCACAGCCCCUGAACUGAGGGUGAUGGACAAAGGAAGUUUCUCUGUACGAUUGCACACAUUUUCUGCACAACUUAGCCCACAAAGUCUCCUUAGCUAGAGACAACUAAACCCGGACAUCUCUUGUAUUAGCAACUUCUUUUCCAACUUUUUUGCUUUUCAGCUGUCCUCAGCAUGUUUACAGGCUUCUUGCCAUGCUGAAAACAUAUCAAAAUUGACAAGGACACAGUCAAAAUUACAGUAUUUAGGAUCUGAAUAAAGUCAGUUUGCAAAUUUACAGAUGGUCCCCACAGAUUAGGGUCUGCAGUUAUACUUGCAAUUACACUGCAAUUAUCUUCUGCUGUCUUAUAUUAUUUGCUGAAAAGAUGUCCUAACAUUGUGAUAAUUUAAGAAUUUGAACAAUACAUUACUAGCAAGCUUCAAUCAUUUACUCCUUAAAUUCUGACAAAAUGAAAGCCCCUUCCUCAUUGUUCAAGUUACAGAACUAUCUGAUUAAUUAAAAACGUGUGAUUCAACAAAUCCUAAAUGUAUGUGGACUAUCAAAGCAAAAUUAAAUCACAUUUGAAGUUUUUCAAUUUCCCUUUUUCAGUGUUAGCUGUAUCUUCAGACACAGUGAUAUUUUAACAAUGUAAUCAUUAGCUGAAUGACUUAAUUAAAGCUUUCUAUUGCUCUCAAUAAAAAUGAGAAUAGGCAAAUAACUGAAAAUUGUGUACACAAGAAAAAAUUGGGGCAAACCAAUCCUGUCACCCAGCUGUGUCAUAACCUGUGCUGCUGUGGGCCACUGAAAAGGUCACAGGAACAAGAGUAAGUCCAUCUGUUAUUCUUGCUCAGUCCUGGCAUGAAUUGGUAACUUAGAUUGUCAAGGGAUCAGAGAAAGUGCUUCCAUGGAAAUACAAUGUUGUUAAAAUGAACUUCACAAAGUUAAGCACAAAUCAGAACAGGAGGCAGCGUGGCUGAGCCAUACUUAGGCCACAGGAACAAUCCAGGAGGUUGAAGUGGAUGGGACAACCUCUCCUUUGUCUGGGUUAUACAUUUGUCAUAAUAGCUGUUAUCAAAGUGUUGUUCUUUGCUCCUUAAAUCUUGUUUGGUCUUUUAGUGGUGUUAUCUGCUUUAUUGCAAUUGUAUUCCUCAAAAGUGGUUUCCCAGAUUUGAAAACAACAGGAAGAUAACAUCAUGCUCAAGUGUGGUUUGCCCAAAGACUGGGCAGGAAAAGGUUACUGAAAAAGGAGCAAUCUGUGUGAUGUGAAGAGUUUUCAGAUAAAGAUUGUGUGAAAGUUCAGCUGAAGCACUCUGGGGAUUUGAGUUAGCGUACUUAGGCAAAAGUAAUCAAAUAAUUUUAGAUUCAUGGUGAUGCCUUAGGUUUUGGCUUUUCUAUUUUUCAGAAUCUCUGCUGCUUAGUGUGGAACUCUGAAACUUCAUAUUAGGUGUUAGUGAAUUCU
Molecule: messenger RNA, 2627 nt
Organism: Catharus ustulatus (Swainson's thrush)
Lineage: Eukaryota; Metazoa; Chordata; Aves; Passeriformes; Turdidae
Product: histo-blood group ABO system transferase 2-like
Exons: 6
Coding region: 190-1164 (324 amino acids)
Biological process (GO): carbohydrate metabolic process
Cellular component (GO): vesicle; Golgi apparatus; membrane
Molecular function (GO): hexosyltransferase activity
Source: RefSeq, a predicted model, not a curated record